Molecule: messenger RNA, 966 nt
Organism: Triticum turgidum subsp. durum (durum wheat)
Lineage: Eukaryota; Viridiplantae; Streptophyta; Magnoliopsida; Poales; Poaceae
Source: the annotation of a GenBank genome assembly
AUGGACCCUGGCUCCGACAUCAUCGAGUACGAGAGGCCCGGCGUCGUGCGCGUGUACAAGAGCGGCCGUGUCGAGCGCUUCGACGGCACCGACACCAACACCGUCCCGCCCUGCCCCUCCGGGGACCCCGCCAAUGGCGUCGUCUCCAAGGAUGUCGUCCUCGACGCCUCUGCCAACAUCUCCGCUCGCCUGUACAUUCCGGCCGCGGAGCCUGGCAAGAAGCUCCCCGUCGUCGUUUACUUCCACGGCGGCGGUUUCCUUGUCCAAACCCCGGCCUCCCCGUUCUACCACACCUACACCGCGUCGCUCGCCGCCGCGGCGCCCGCCGUCGUCGUCUCAGUCGACUACCGCCUCGCUCCCGAGGACCGCCUCCCCGCCGCCUACGACGACGCCUUCGCCGCGCUUAAGGCGGUCGUCGCCUCGUGCCGCCCGGACGGCGCCGAGCCGUGGCUCGCGGCGCAUGGCGACGCCUCCCGCGUCGUCCUCGCCGGCGACAGCGCCGGUGGGAACAUCGCGCACAACACGGCCAUAAGGCUGCGGAAGGAACGCAUCGAGGACUACGGCGACGGUGUAAGCGGCGUCGCGCUCCUGCAGUCCUACUUCUGGGGGACAGAGCGGGUGGGCGGGGAGCCCACGGAUGCCGCCUACCGCGGCGAGUUUGAGCGCUUGUGGGACGUCGCCUGUGGCAGCCAUUUCGGCCCCGACCACCCUUACAUCAACCCGGCGACGUCGCCCGGGGAGUGGAGCCAGCUCGGGUGCGACCGCGUGCUGGUCACCACGGCCGAGCUCUGCUGGUUCGUGGACAGGGCGCGCGAGUACGCGGAUGGGAUAAAGGCGUGCGGAUGGGACGGAGAGGUCGAGUUCCACGAGACCAAGGGCGAGGAGCAUGUCUACUUGUUUAAGUCCGGCUGCGACAAUGCCGUCAAGGAGCUCGCCGUCGUGGCCGACUUCGUCGGGCGCUGUUGA